Schistosoma turkestanicum is the source of this 4694-nucleotide messenger RNA. The record is from the annotation of a GenBank genome assembly. Lineage: Eukaryota; Metazoa; Platyhelminthes; Trematoda; Strigeidida; Schistosomatidae.
UAGUCUGUUUCUAGUGGAGACCUGUCGUCGCGGGUUCGCUAAGGAGUAAUAUGAAUCGGCUUUUAAUUCCACCCAGUGUUCACAAUCGCCACCGAAUAUGGCUGGAGUCAUCCCGUCCAUGACGAGUGGUUUCCCUGGGUUUCACUUCGUAUUUAAACUUCGAGAAUUUAUUGUGUGAAUUCCUAUUCCAAUUUCAUUUUAUUUUUGCUGUAUAAUAAGCAAACUGUAUUCCUGUUUUCGGAUAUUCAUUCUUUCUAUAUUUGAUUUACAAGCACUACUCAGUUUUGCUUUACAUCAUUUUCAUGAAAUAUCAGGUCAUGUGUUUUAUGACCAGCAACUAUCUUGGGUGGGGGGCUUUCGUAAACGGGUGGUUUGUCUAGUUCCAACCUUUAUUAUGCAAAGUGGUGCAGUAGUUAUAUUGUAAGAUUUAGUGUUGAAUAAAUUAAUCAGAAUUGGUGACCGGUUUCAAGAUGACUUUCCUGAAGUUUACGCGUGAAUCUUAUAGUGGGAAAAUUAGUUUCAUCAACAUGAGUACUCACCAACCGAUCUGUCAAUUACUGUCCGAUAAUCAUUCAAUAACAUUUAUAAUUAUUCAACAGCUAACAAAGAAAAAUUCUUUAUGCUGACUGGAAUAUUGAAACUAAGGAACGAAGGUUGGUGCAAACUAGCUGAAUUCUGAGAGAUGAAAACCUUAUAUUGGAUUGAGAUAAGGUCAUCUUUAGUACUUCGGAUUUGACACAGUCCUCAAGUCAAUAAACAUAUCCUGGUUGAACAACUACCCCGUCGGGUCGACAAGGCUCAACCAAUCUCAGUUCUCGUGCGUCUUUUUGGGAACCUGGGCUUUAUGCACUAAUCCUCGAAAUGGUUCAUUUAAAUAUAAGUCUUGAAUUGCCUUAUUCUUGUUGAAAUCAGUGAAAUAACCGGAAGCUAAACCCUAUCUUAAGUUACCAUUGUUUGCAUUAUAAGGUCUAGUCACUGGCUUGCUAAGUGUAUUAACUGCAAUUAAACUUCACGUGGUAGUACCGUGGGUCUAGACCUUCUGACAAAAAUUAGGUUGGGUCAGAUUUCCUUACUAAGAUCCACACAUAACUUGUAGUGUUUAGACACUGAGUCAGAAUGAUGCGAAGUAACGAACCACAUCUAUUUUUCGCGUGAUCUCAUUCUCGGUUUGGCCCUGCUGCACUGUCAAGGUUGGCGUCAGCUAGUACGUAUGCGCAAUCCAGAAUCUCCGUGUAGUUGCCAGCUGGUUUGUGAGGCAGGUCCACGAGGUGCACGUACAUAUUAAUGUAAGAUACUGCAUUCCUAGUCGUCAACGUUCGACGUGAACCCAUCAGAUGUUAAGUCUAUCUUUGUUCCGUUUAUAGAUUAUGUAAUUCCUCUCGCAGUCACCAGAUUCACUGAGUGGUGGUUAUUUCUAUUCAAUUGCAAAGCAGGCAGUCGCCGAUCGUAUUUCCUCUAGAUACGACGGACUUGUGUCAGUCCAGCGUGUCGAUUUUCCUUUGAAGACUAGGACUAUCACUAGCCAUCAAGUGUUAGUUUAGGUUCCGUAAUUAUACGUCAGUAAUAUGCCGCUAAGGUUUUUGUUCAGGCAAUUCGUUCUAGGUGUGGGUUAGUUGUAUAAGGCGGCCUGGAUCAUGUCUACUCUUAUGGCUUGUUCUCCCAACUUAUUGAGUACCGAACUCGUGCAACGUCCGGAGUGAAAUUGCUUCACGGAUCUUGCGUGUCCUUUAGCAGUUGUGAGUCUGCUUCGAGGGUUUGUGAGGCAUUCAUAGGCUAGCUAGUAAAAUGUUCUUUCCAUACACCCGCUACCCGUUCGGAGCAUUCCGUAAGUUGGCAAUAUAUUCUUAGACUUGUGGUUGACAUCUAUCAUCGAGAUAAUUUUUCUUCAUUUUUUAGGCUGUCACAGAACCAACAAGAUUGCUUGAGGCUUACAGUGAACAUCUGACUGACUCUGGUGGAAUUAUGCAAGAUUCUGUCUCUUCAUUGGUGGAGUUGAUGUCAUCAGCAAACCGCAAACUUGUCCCAAAGUGUAUUUCAUUAUGCAUCAUCGCUUCAUCAGCUCCGGAAAUACAAUUGAAACUAUGUAGAGAUGGCGCAUGGGAAAUACUACUAAAGUGGCUUCAAGAAGCGCUCAAAGAGGACAACUAUGCUUUUCUGCUAGAGCUCCUAAAAGUGUAUCUACUACUCCCUGUGAGGUUAGAGCAGCUUACACAGAAUGUGUGUCCCAAACUAAUAAAUUCUCUGACGAAACGUUGUGAUCAUGAUGAGGUAAAAUCAGUGGCUGCUGAGAUUGUAAAAAAAUGGAAAGAAGUUAUAAGUUCUGAUUCUCGACAAUUGGUCUCAAACCAUGUAAAACGGAAAAAAGUGGAAACCGAAAUUAAACCAUUGAAUAAAGAUAUCCAUCCACUUGAUACAUCAAAAGACGAGCGGAAACGACGAACUACUGUUAAAAUACCACCUAAUAAUAUGCGAACUGCAGGAAUGGAAGAUACACCUGCACAAGCUCAGCCUAAAUCUAGAUCAGAUAUAAUCGCUAAGAAAGCCAAAAUGGACCAUGAACUUAAUGUAACGUCUGAACUCCCAAUUGAAUCAUUUCAUCAAAAGAUAACUGUUACACCGACUGAACCUCGCAAAGAACUUCACGAAAGCUCGGAUUUUAUUAAUGCUCUCACAACUUCUCCCUGUCCUGUUGUCCGGAAGAAGAGAAAAAUAUCUCCGAAAACGGAGCCAGUUUUACAAACUGAAAUUCAUACAAGCAAAGAAGAAAAUUCUAUGGAGCUAUCGGAUCAAAGUAGUUUACUUGAUUCAUUUUCUAACUCGCCGAAGGGGAUUGGCUCCAGAAAAUCCUCACUGUCCAAUAUGUAUUCGACCUUUGCUAGUGAAAAUAAACCCAAAAAGCGAGUUUCCUGGGCUGAUGAAGAUAAGUUACAAUCUUUCUACUACUUUGAGCUAGACGAAUCAGAGAGAGUAAAUGUGAAUCGUGUGUCCAUUGAGGAUAUCCGUCGCAAAGAACAUUCCAUGGAACGUCAGCUUUUCAAACGAUCCCACGAAGAUACCGAUGUCUAUUCUCAAAAGUGGCACCCUCCUUGUCCAUUAGAACGACUUCUCUUGGUCGAACCAGGUUGUAAAUCUAUUGAACGUCAGAUACAGUUAGAACGAGAACGUUGUGUCCUACAAGCAAUCUACUUUACUCGCGAAAGUAUUCCAUAUAGUCCAGAAGAACCAGAAACAGAAGUUGUGGAACAUAUCCAUCCUCUUGAUAUACCAUUGGAUGAUCUUACUGCUUAUGAGUCAACCGAUAAAAACUGUGAAGUCAGUUCUGAGAAGCUAUUAGUUAUGAAAGAUGCCAUGGGAAAUCCACAAAUGUCAUUAAAUCCUGAGGUUGCUAAUCUAGUCAAGUCUCUAGCAGCCAAUCUCACUAGUUCUCCAUCUGAUCUUGUUCAAAAGAUGCCACCUCAAAUGAGUCCUGCCCUAAAUACGACAUCUUGUUCUGACCUCCCUUUACAACCAAAUGCUUUCAUGCCUGUUUCUGGUGACAUGAAAAUGGGCGUAACCAGUCCUAAUUCUGAAUCAAUACAUGGGAUUGGCGCUCAUUCUCCAAUUGAUCAAAUGCUACAAAGAGAAUUGUGGGAAGUCUUGGAGCAGAAUUAUCCGGACAUCAAUGUUCAUGACUUGAGUGCUGAGCGCAUUCGCGAUUUGCUUGAACCAUUACGUGAUCAACUCGUUGCACGAGGCAUUUUUCAGCUUCGUAAUCCAUGCCCACCAAGGCCACCUCUUCAGUAUCCUGACUGUCCAGUUGAUCCUCCUGUCCCACGCCCGGCUUUCCGUCCUCCGUUCCAUGGUCCUUCGCGUAUGCCAGUUCCUGUUCCAAGGUCUGAUUUCACACCACCGCCUCAAGGACCAAGGUUAUGUCCUCCCAAUUCUUCUGGUUAUGGACCUCCAAAUCGAAUGUCCAAUAGGCCUUCCUUUCAAUCAAUGAAUCCUACAUUACCUCACCUAAUGCCUAACCCAAUGCCUCCCUAUAAUGGUCCUCCUGCAUCUGUUCGAGCACCUGCCUAUCCUCGCGCGAACUCGCAUCCUAGGAAUAAUGGUCAACUAUGUAGGUUCUUCCAACAAGGAGGAUGUCGUAAUGGUCAUUCUUGCAACUUCAUGCACUCUCGAUAAAGAAUGUGACUAUUCCCAAUCCAGUUUCUAAUUCCUAACACUGUAAAAAUUACUCUGAUUCCGAUUUAUGCAUUUUACUUCAAAAAUAAUAAAAGCUAACAUCAUGUUACCUAAACCUUCCUGACUGUAAAUAAAACUCUUAAGGUUUUGUAUAGUCUUUCUUACAAUAGAAUAUUUCAUGAAUUUUUUAUGCGUUUUGAAUAUAUUACCAGAUUUAAUGAACACUUGUGUUCAUAAAUUGGUUAAACACUUGUCGUUUUUAUCUCCAUAUCUCAAUGGCCUUUUGGAUCUGAAUACCAAUGGACAAGUUUAAUAUGGCAAACACGAUACACACAUGAAAAUACAUUGUAUACAUUCCAUGUUCUAAUUUAAUUACAUUUCCAUGAUUCAUAUAAUUUUAGCCAUUUCUUAUCUGAAAUAUUGCUUACACGUUUUCAAAAUCAAAAGCUAAUUUUAAAUUAGGUUGAUGUCCACCUGUUUUACAUCAGUGACUAAUGUUAUUAAUUUUACAUGAAAUUGUUUCACUGAUC